Molecule: messenger RNA, 1239 nt
Organism: Danaus chrysippus (African queen)
Lineage: Eukaryota; Metazoa; Arthropoda; Insecta; Lepidoptera; Nymphalidae
Source: the annotation of a GenBank genome assembly
AUGUCCUACUUACAGCUGACAAAAUGUUCCUUAUGUCUAAAACAUGGAUUCUUAGAUAAGAAAGUGCUGCUUAAAUUUUGUUUAAACAGUCCAAUACAGCACGUCUCUAGAAUAUCAACAUCAUGUUACCUAAAUAGUAAUCUGCCGCCACCCCUCACAACUCAGACAACUAUAAAGAAAACAAAAAAAAAUGUACCGCAAGAUACAAGAGUAUGGAGGGAAACACCAACUCAUGAUAUUAAAAAUAAUCUAGGCCAGUACUGCAUGAUGCUAUCCAAAUUCAGACUUACAUCCCUGGUUGUAAUGACAUCAAUGGCCGGAUAUGCGUUAGCACCAGCUCCAUUUGACCUAACAACAUUCACGCUGUGCGCAAUCGGUACAGGACUAGUCAGUUCCGCUGCCAAUUCUAUUAACCAAUAUCAUGAAGUACCAUUCGAUGCUCAGAUGUCUCGGACAAAGAACAGGGUGCUGGUGAAGGGACUUUUAGAACCAGUACAUGCAAUAGGUUUUGCCGCUGCGACAAGCGUGACGGGCCUCAGUUUGCUAUACUUUGGUGUGAAUCCUCUGACCGCAGCUUUAGGAGCUGGUAACCUUGUGUUGUAUACAUCGAUAUACACACCAUUAAAGAGAAUAUCUAUAUUAAAUACAUGGCUGGGAUCUGUUGUUGGUGCUAUUCCUCCCAUGAUGGGGUGGGCGGGAUGUAGUGGUCAUUUGGACGCGGGUGCUUUAGUUCUAGCUGUUUUGCUAUACUCAUGGCAGUUCCCACACUUUAAUGCAUUAUCUUGGAACCUAAGGCCGGAUUACUCUCGAGCUGGUUACAGAAUGAUGGCUGUAACUGAUCCUGCUCUUUGCAGACGAGUGGCCUUAAGACACACUGGCGUCAUAACUGCCACUUGCCUGGCUUCAUCCUAUUUCGAAGUUACCAAUAUGUGGUUUGCACUAGAAUCAUUACCACUCAAUAUUUAUUUUAUGUACUUAGCUUGGGAUUUUUACAAGAAAUCAGACAGUGGCAGUUCGAGGAAGCUAUUCAGAUUUUCUUUGAUACACCUUCCGGCAUUAAUGUUACUCAUGCUAGUGAAUAAAAAAUAUUGGAGUUCAAGUGAACCACAGGAAAAUAGCGAAAUUAUUAGGACACAUGAUGUCAAUAAGCUACCAGAGACAAAAAGAAUAUCAGUAUUGCCAAGAGGACCUUAUGUUUCAGCACAGGAUUCUGUUAUAGAACCGAGUGCUAAUCAGUAG